AAUCAGUGGAUUCCUGAAGAUGACUUUCGUUGAAGAGUUCUGUUGAGGUAAUUGCUUGGGUUAGAAUUUGAAAAUAGAGUAUAAUUCAAGUGUUUUGUCAUUGAUGCCACUACUGUAGGUGAAAGAAAGAGGAAAUUCUGACAGAUAUGGUCGAUUUCUCGUAUGUUAAUCAAUGGGAAGCCAUGGAUUUCGACAAAUCUCCUGUAAUUCGUAUUGGGUCUUGUUAAAAGAACUUUCUUCUUUAUUUAUUUUUUCUUUCUGCCCAUUUGGGAGAGACCUCCUUUAUCCCAAAAGAGCCAUCUUAGAAAACUAAAUUUUAAUGGCAAUUGUUCAUUUGGGUCCGCGGAAUUUGAAGUGGGGUGCUUGAAUUUUGGUAUCUGUUAGUUAUAGAAAGUGAACCGAAAUAAUCAAUGGAUAAUUAGGGUUUAGAAGAGGCUGAUUUUCUGUAUGGCGAACGUCUCUACGCUGUCGAAUCAGUGGAUUCCUGAAGAUGACCUUUUGUUGAAGAAUUCUGUCGAGGCAGGUGCCUCAUUGGAAGCACUUGCCAAAGGCGCAGUACAAUUUUCGCGGAGAUAUACUUUACGAGAACUCCGUGAGAGAUGGCAUUCUCUUCUCUACGAUCCCGAGAUUGCAGCUCAAGCCUCGGCCCGUAUAUUCGAGCUCGAGAUCUCUGGCUUCUGCCCCGGCUCAAAGUUGAGCAAACCGGAGAAUGAAAUUUCAAAGAAGAAGAGGAAAAACGAGAGCAUCCGCAGAAGAUACUACGCCAUGAGGAAGAAAUUCCGCAUCGAGUUUUUAAAUCACACUGAUCUCGGUUUCUUCGAAUCCAAUCCUCAUGACCAGUCGAGACUUGAUGGUAAUGACCAAUUAGGACUCGAGGAAGAUGAUUUAGAUAUUCUGCUCCAUGCAUUUCCAGGUACAAUACAAGAUGCGCCUGGUACAAGCAAUCAAAACAUGUGCAUCUAUGAAUGUGCUGGAAAAAGUCAAAUAGAUGAUAAUCAUGCAGUCAUGUAUGCCGUGGAAAAAGAAAAUAGCUCGCCAGCUUACACAGGUGAGUUUGCUGACCCGGACUCACUUCUGAACCUGUCGAAUGAAGAAGAGAUACUCUUGGUGGAUGUUGAUGAAAAAAAAGAUAUAGAAAAUAAAUGUGCUAUGGAUAUAUCAAAUAAAAGCAGCGAGGAAAAUGAUACUGCAAAAGUUGAACCCGAGACCUUGGAACCCUCAGAAGCUACUGUAGAUACUUCGGGCUCGAAAGUUGACUUGCCAUCAGAGUUGACUCGGAAGUGCGAUUUGGUCGAGCUUUGUCAUGGCGAGAUAUGCUGCACGUUAAACACAGAGGACCCUGAGAUUCCGUGUAAUGAUGAUAUAUUCUUGCUAAUUCAUCCUUCCAUGUCGUCUGGCUCACCUACACCACAGCCAAACAGAACAGGUUUUGGGAAUGCAUGUGAUCCUACUUAUGAGAAGGUUAAUGGGCAAGAAUUGAACUCACCAAUAAAAGGCAAAGAUUUGGUUCACCCGUUUGCUAGUUCGGCUAAAGCUGAUGUUCCUGCAUUUGUCAACAAGACCAUCGGGAAUUCCAGUAAAGGAAAAUCCCAAAGUACAAUCCCAAAACCAUGCAAUAGUGGCAUAUCCAGGAAAGAAGAAGUUGGAGUUAGUACGAAGGUUCGAGACAGCCAAGCAACAAUCAUACGAUCCAUGGAAGCAGGUUCUGCUAGUACCUCAGUUCCAGAAUUAUUGGUCAACGAGUCAUUAUCUGAUCAUGAAGAAUCACAGAUUGAUGAUGACGUGCCUUAUUAUUCUGACGUGGAAGCUAUGAUUCUUGAAAUGGACUUGGAUCCAGAUGAUCAAGGCGUCAGGCAAGUUCCAAGUUACCAAUACGAUGAUACUAAAAGGACAAUAAUAAGGUUGGAACAAGCUGCUCAUUCUUGCGUACAAAGAGCCAUGACAUUACAAGGAGCGCUUGCUCUCUUAUACGGCCGCCAUUUGAGAUAUUACAUUAAGAAACCUGAGGUUUUACUUGGCAGAUCUACAGAUGAUUUUGAUGUUGAUGUUGAUCUAAGGAAAGAAGGAAGAGCCAAUAAAAUAUCCAGGCGGCAGAUAAAGGGAAUGAGUUUCGUUUUUGAGAUCAACCAACGAUUCGUGAGGACUUGA
This is a messenger RNA of Striga asiatica, 2148 nucleotides long. The record is from the annotation of a GenBank genome assembly. Lineage: Eukaryota; Viridiplantae; Streptophyta; Magnoliopsida; Lamiales; Orobanchaceae.